CUAAGUUAAACUAAACCACAGGAAGCUUCAUUUCAGCGUGAAUAGGAACGAGGGUGGGAGAGCACUGGAAUAGGCUGCCCGGGGAAGUCAUGAAGUCGCCCUCUCUGGAGAUAUUGCUAACCCACUUGGAGGCGUUCCUGUGUAACCCGAUCCAGGUACCAUGGAGGAAAAAAAAGAAAUGUCAAUAGAUAGCCUGAGUCAUUUGACUGAAGAAAAACUAGAUAUUUGCAUGAGCAAUGUUUCAGACCUUCCUCUUCUGACUGAUGAAAAGUUUGAUUUUGACCUUUCACUCUCUUCAACAAGUGGAAAUGAAGAUGAAGUUUUUGUUGGACCUGUGGGACACAAAGAAAGAUGUAUUGCUGCCAGUAUUGAAGCAAAAAAGAGUGUGUCUGCUUUUGAUGAUAAACUCAUGUGGAGCCCACUUCAAGGAGAGAAAUUUGUGGAAAUCUUCAAAGAAGCUCAUUUGUUGGCACUGCAAAUAGAGACUGGAAGCAAGGACAAGGAGACCAAAAUAGGCCAAUCAGAAGAACAGGAAAACAAGAUUGUAGAAACAUUUGUGGAGGACUCACAGUCAAAGCUGAAGAUACUGAGAAACAAAAACAUAGCACUAAGUCCCAGGCCCGUUAAACGGGAGACGUACUGUGUGCAGGGUAGCCCAGCAUGUCAGCUGCCCCCUUGUUUUCAGAAGGCAUCACAGAAACUCGUGUCAGAUGGCCAAGUCCAUGCUCUUCCUGCUCCUCCUAACAGAAGCCCUGUUAAAAGUUGUGUGUCUCCUACAAAAAAUGCCAGUUUACCCCUGACAGAAGAGCAGGAAACCAAGGAAACAAAUGCAAAAGCAAUUGGCAAACUGCCAAUGGCAAAGCCAUCAUCUGCUUCUGGAAAAAGCAAUUUGUUGACAAUUGACAAGCCUGGCUUAAGGAAGAUGACAUAUCUGAAAUGUCCUCCUGUUGCCAGUGGUCUCACAAGGAAGACUACAUCAUCAUCUUCAUCAUCAGUUUCCAGCAUGAACUCAAGUCUUAAUUCAAGUUUACCAAUUUCUCCUAUAGGCAAAAAAGGAAAGUCAAGCCUGCCAUCAAAAGCUGGUGUGAAUGGCUCUAAGCUUUCAUCUGGUACAAGCAGGCUGGCCCUUGUCAGACCUACCACAGUGUCAUCUCUGCAGGCUGCCAACACUGAGAAAUUCAGGAAGCAAGUGAGAUCAGCUAGUACUCCCAAAAUAUCUGGUGCCAUAAGCCUGGCUAAAUCUUCAUCUUCUGCAGCAUCAUGUGAGGCUGCAGGCAGUGGGAUUCGGAGACCAAGCUCUGUUUCCAGUCUGCAGCAGCUAUGUCAGCAGAAUAAAGAUGGGACUUCAACAAAAGGAAGCCUGUGUCCAAAGCCCAAGGCUAGAGUUUUGUCUGCUUCCACAAGUCAAACCAAGGCUCCUGUGAAGACUCAAGAUGCAACACCAAGCAAGUUGGCACCAAAAGCAGCACCAUCUCUUGGAUUAACAUUUUGUGGCACACCUGGAAGUGCCAUGGCAGUCAGCACUCCUAUGAAAGGCUCAGAAGAUAAGGCCUUCCAGGGUUUUUGUUUUCCUGAGAGAUCUGCCCCCAUGACUCCAGCCAGCGUGAAGCGGUCUGGCCUGCCUACACCCGUCCGUCGGAUCUCGGGGUUCCCAGCAGUGACUCCCAAAACUGUACCAAGAGUGCCAACUUCUCCACAUGCUGCAUCUCUUCAGCAGAGCUUCAGCUUUUCUGCCAAAAAGACUUUUACAGCUGGCUCUAAACAGAAACAAGAGAGUAAGACACAGACAUCUUCGGAGGAUGAUACGUCUCCUCCAGCUGUGCUACCUCUUGUACUUGACUUCUCACCAGAGAAAACUGCUACAGAAGGAGCAGAAAAUGCAUUAAAAGAGGCAGAAGUACACAAUGAGCUGGCUGAAGUACAAAAUGAGCUGGCUGAAGUACAAAAUGAGCUGGCUGAAGAGAAACAACCUGAGGCUUUACUGCUGGAUAUUGGAGCAGACAAAUCUCUCUCACACACUCCUGAAUGUGAAUGUAGACCUUUGAUUGACCUUUCCAAUACUCCUGAAGUGAGUAAGAUUACUUCUGCAAAGCCUGUGUUAUCUGGGCAGAUAAAGCUAAUUGAUUUGAGUUCUCCUCUUAUCACUCUGAGCCCUGAUGUAAACAAAGAAAAUCUGGAUUCCCCUCUGCUGAAGUUCUAAAUUUGAACUGAAAUGAAGAAUUCUUAGCAACUGUGAUCUUUGAAGUGGUUUUGGUGUUAUUCCUCAUUUGUUUAAUUUUUUGAAGAUGGCUGUAGAUUGAUGAACUGCAUUUACAAAAUAGAAUUCUAACACUCUUGGAUACAAUCAGUCUGAUAAUGGUUUUAUUCAUGGAUGUGCUGCAAUGGAUGUAUUUAAACUAUGCUGCUCUGAGGCAAAAAAAUUGGAAUUGUAAUUCCAGUUUCUGAAUCGGAAGCCUGCCUCCUUACUUCUUACAUUGUCAUUUGAUUCCUCUGUGUACAACAAGCUUUAAUUUAAA
This is a messenger RNA of Melospiza georgiana, 2516 nucleotides long. It is a transcript of the gene GTSE1, whose product is annotated as G2 and S-phase expressed 1. Bases 161 to 2200 code for a protein of 679 amino acids. Lineage: Eukaryota; Metazoa; Chordata; Aves; Passeriformes; Passerellidae. The record is from RefSeq and is a predicted model, not a curated record. The transcript is spliced from 11 exons. Gene Ontology annotation, cellular component: cytoplasmic microtubule; microtubule cytoskeleton. Gene Ontology annotation, molecular function: microtubule binding.